CAGUGCAUAGUUAACAACUAUCUACCACCUUUACUACAUUGAGGAAAUGGAAUAUGGGGGUGAAAGGAAGAGCUUUAUUUGCUGUUGAAAGUGUUAGAUUCAGUGUGGUAGACAACAUGCAGAAAUAUGAAGUCAUUUCCAGAAAACACAGCUGUUCUCUGUGGGCUAUGUUCUUCAUCUGACUAAGGAGUUACCUGUGUCCAUGAGGAGUGCUUUGGGCGAUGGUGGCAGAAGAUUUAGAGGCUGAUUCUAACCUCCAGUGACUUCAGUGGAGUUACACCUGCAUUACACAAGCCACAUUCAGGGAGGCUGGAACAAUCAGAACUGCUACUGCAAACUCAGUCCCUGCAUUUACUGAUACGUCAGCAUAACUGAGUCGAAGACUAAUGUUGCUUUGGUGUAUGAUAAGGAAAAGAACAACUCCCUCCCUUUGCCGCUAUUUAGAAACCUGAUUGUCUAUUUGAGGAGGUUCAUGAACCACCCAGCUCCAGCAAACAGCCGCUACAAACCCACGUGCUAUGAACAUGCUGCUAACUGUUAUACACACGCAUUCCUCAUUUUUCCAGCCAUUGUGGGUAGUGCCCUCCUCCACCGGCUCUCUGAUGAUCGAUGGGAAAAGAUAACCGCAUGGAUGUAUGGCAUGGGCCUCUGUGCACUCUUCAUUGUUUCCACGGUGUUUCACAUUGUUUCCUGGAAAAAGAGUCACUUAAGGACAAUGGAGCAUUGUUUUCACAUGUGUGACAGAAUGGUGAUCUAUGUCUUUAUUGCAGCAUCAUAUGCACCGUGGUUAAAUCUUCGUGAGCUUGGACCUCUGGCAUCUCAUAUGCGUUGGUUUAUCUGGCUAAUGGCAGCUGGAGGAACCAUUUAUGUAUUUCUCUACCAUGAAAAGUAUAAGAUUGUUGAACUCCUUUUCUAUUUAGCAAUGGGAUUUUCUCCUGCUCUGGUAGUGAUAUCCAUGAACAACACCGAUGGACUUCAAGAAGUUGCCUGGGGAGGCUUAAUUUAUUGCAUGGGAGUGGUGUUCUUCAAGAGCGAUGGAAUCAUUCCAUUUGCCCAUGCCAUCUGGCACAUGUUUGUAGCUAUUGCAGCUGCGGUUCAUUACUAUGCCAUUUGGAAGUACCUUUACAGAAGCCCUGCAGACAUUAUCCGUCACUUAUGAUUUUUUUAAAAAAAAAACCUGCACUAGGCCUCCAUAACAGUAUUAUUUGAUGUAAGGAACUCUGGGGAAUUGAGAAAUUGCGCAGGAAAAAUUGCACUGACAUAGUUCUCUGAAUGCAUUUACUGUGAACAGAUGUUAAAUAAGGUAUCCUGGAACUGCCCUUCAUACAGCAAGUACUGUAAAUAAUCAAGAUACUAAAGUACAGUACUGAUAGUCCAUUCCACAUUAGUAGAACUGGGUUCCUGAUAUUUAUUAACUAGAAUUUUUGUAUUCUAGAUUAAUUUUACAGUUUUUACUAUAAGAAUUUUCUAAAUUAGUGUUUCAAAUUGUGAAAGUCAGUGCAAUAGCAAAGAUGUAACUUCUUUUGUUUUAAAAUUUGGUUUCUACUGUGUUUUUUUCACUAGCCAUUUAAUAAACAUGAAUCAUGGAGGGAUAGAUCUAGUUUUACCGUACGUCAUCUUAGCAUAAUAUGGCUUUUAUAGAAAUUUUAAAUUGUUUGUUUUUUGUAAAUUUUAAAAGUACAUUUAUUGAAAUGAAAACACACAACUGUCUUCUAUGCAGUUAUUCAUAUUGCAAACUCUUAACAAGAAGCUUACAUUCCACAUACUGUUCCGACAAGCAAACAUUAUGCCUCUUCCAAAGGUUUUAUUACAAGUGUAGUUGUAAGUAAAGUUUUUUUUUUUAAAAUUAUGAAUUUCAAAACAUGGUUUUGCCAAGCUUGAGUGUGAAAACAUGCUGCUCACUAUAAUACAUUUAGUUGUUAGUUAGGGCUUGUCUACAUGCUGGAAUAAUGCAGAUUACAGGAUGUGAUUUGUAAAGUGCACGAACAUGCUACAUGUGAAUUGUCCAUAUGGCCCCAGAUGCGGCACAUUAACGUAGUGCUAUUUGGAACAGUAUUAUGUUAAAGUGCACUAGGGAGCCUUUAGUGCACACCAGCAUGGUCUGUAUCAACCAAAUAAUGUGAGCGUACCCCUGUAGUCCACAUUACCACACCAUGUAGACAA
Messenger RNA from Chelonoidis abingdonii (Abingdon island giant tortoise), 2163 nucleotides. It is a transcript of the gene MMD, whose product is annotated as monocyte to macrophage differentiation associated. Gene Ontology annotation, cellular component: membrane. Gene Ontology annotation, molecular function: pore-forming activity. The record is from RefSeq and is a predicted model, not a curated record. Lineage: Eukaryota; Metazoa; Chordata; Testudines; Testudinidae.